Anolis sagrei ordinatus is the source of this 2229-nucleotide messenger RNA. It is a transcript of the gene SNW1, whose product is annotated as SNW domain containing 1. The record is from RefSeq and is a predicted model, not a curated record. Gene Ontology annotation, biological process: mRNA splicing, via spliceosome. Gene Ontology annotation, cellular component: spliceosomal complex. Lineage: Eukaryota; Metazoa; Chordata; Lepidosauria; Squamata; Anolidae.
CCAGCAUGCCCCUGGCUUCCGGGCCAGUUCCGUCGAGGCUUGUCGUUCAGCGCCCGGCCCUCAGAGGUGGAGGAAGAAGGAGAGCGGCAAGAUGGCGCUGACCAGUUUUUUACCAGCACCAACUCAGCUAUCUCAGGACCAGCUAGAAUUAGAAGAAAGGGCAAGAUCACAAAGAGUAAAACAGACAGCAUUGGUGUCAUCACGAAGAGAACCUCCCCCUUACGGUUAUCGGAAAGGAUGGAUACCCCGAAUGCUAGAGGAUUUUGGAGAUGGGGGUGCUUUCCCAGAAAUUCAUGUUGCUCAAUAUCCUUUGGACAUGGGCCGAAAAAAGAAAAUGUCCAAUUCAUUAGCUGUUCAAGUCGACGCAGAAGGAAAAAUAAAAUACGAUGCUAUAGCUCGACAGGGACAAUCAAAAGACAAGGUCAUUUACAGCAAAUACACAGACCUGAUUCCAAAAGAAGUAAUGAAUGUUGAUGACCCUGAACUUCAAAGACCUGAUGAGGAAGCUGUCAGAGAGCUUACAGAAAAGACCCGAGUAGCACUGGAAAAAUCUGUCUCCCAGAAAAUUGCAGCAGCUAUGCCAGUCCGAGCAGCGGAUAAACUAGCUCCAGCUCAAUACAUCCGAUAUACACCAUCACAGCAGGGUGUGGCCUUCAACUCUGGUGCAAAACAGAGAGUUAUUAGAAUGGUGGAAAUGCAAAAGGACCCAAUGGAACCACCAAGAUUUAAGAUCAACAAGAAAAUUCCUCGUGGGCCACCAUCUCCUCCAGCUCCUGUAAUGCACUCUCCUAGCAGAAAGAUGACCGUAAAGGAGCAACAAGAAUGGAAAAUUCCUCCUUGCAUUUCAAACUGGAAAAAUGCAAAGGGUUACACAAUUCCACUGGACAAACGUCUGGCUGCAGAUGGCAGGGGACUGCAGACUGUACACAUCAAUGAAAACUUUGCCAAGUUGGCUGAAGCACUCUACAUCGCUGACAGAAAGGCUCGUGAAGCUGUAGAGAUGCGAGCCCAGGUGGAGCGGAAGAUGGCUCAGAAAGAGAAAGAAAAACAUGAAGAGAAACUUAGGGAAAUGGCGCAAAAGGCCAGAGAGCGAAGAGCUGGGAUCAAAACGCACGUGGAAAAAGAGGAUGGAGAAGCCAGAGAACGAGAUGAAAUCAGACAUGACAGAAGAAAAGAGAGACAGCAUGAUCGAAAUCUUUCCAGAGCAGCACCUGACAAAAGGUCAAAACUACAAAGGAAUGAGAACAGAGAUAUUAGUGAAGUCAUUGCUUUGGGUGUUCCUAACCCUCGGACAUCUAAUGAGGUUCAGUAUGAUCAGAGGCUCUUCAACCAAAGUAAGGGUAUGGACAGCGGCUUUGCUGGAGGAGAAGAUGAAAUUUACAAUGUCUAUGACCAGCCCUGGAGAAGUGGUAAAGACAUGGCUCAAAAUAUCUACCGGCCUAGUAAAAAUGUGGACAAGGAUAUGUAUGGAGAUGAUCUGGAGGCACGGAUAAAAACUACAAACAGGUUUGUUCCUGAUAAGGAAUUUUCUGGCUCAGAUCGCAGACAAAGAGGGCGAGAAGGACCAGUUCAGUUUGAGGAAGAUCCUUUUGGUCUGGACAAAUUCUUGGAGGAAGCAAAACAGCACGGAGGCUCAAAACGGCCUUCUGAUAGUAGCCGCCCUAAAGAACAUGAGCAUGAAGGCAAGAAGAGAAGGAAAGAGUAAGGAACUCUUUCCUUGAGUAGUGUGUCCGAAUUUACAACUUUGAACAUUCAGAACUAUUCUAGACAGGGGGCUGUCUUAAUCAAAUAGCAGUUCCUGUGUGGUGGGUGUAAUGCGUGAUGAGUAUAACAAAGCAAUCUAAUCCGCAGAAUGAAGAUAAAAGGGAAAAUUGGACCACUGAAUUAUAUAGAUUCUGUAUUUUGAGAUCUAGCUGUACCAUUCUUUGUUUUUAACACAGGGUGAGCUGUUCUCUUGUGUUAGGUUUGGAAUAUGCUGCUUGAUGUACCCUAUUCUUAGUCAAAGCUGCUUAUUCCAUCUGAUAGCACCCUCCAUGUACAUAGUGUGCCCUGCUUCUGCUGAGUUUUAUGUGAAAGGGGGACGGGUACUGUGCUUUCCUUGCUCUGCUGUGAUUGUAUAGUUCAUCUUAAGCGUAUAGAAACAGCUGGAUUUCUUCAAUUGAGAUGAAUAUAUCCAAGUUUAUUUUUGUUUCUUUACAUGGCAGUGAAAUAAAGUAUCUUGUCCUUUAA